This is a messenger RNA of Musa acuminata AAA Group (dessert banana), 2407 nucleotides long. Its product is annotated as phosphatidylserine decarboxylase proenzyme 2. Bases 76 to 2235 code for a protein of 719 amino acids. The transcript is spliced from 20 exons. Gene Ontology annotation, molecular function: phosphatidylserine decarboxylase activity; calcium ion binding. Lineage: Eukaryota; Viridiplantae; Streptophyta; Magnoliopsida; Zingiberales; Musaceae. Gene Ontology annotation, biological process: phospholipid biosynthetic process. The record is from RefSeq and is a predicted model, not a curated record.
AUCUAUUAUUUGCAGCGCUCUUCCAUCGCACCUGCUCCGCUCACUUGCCCGCCCGUUGAUCGCCCGAUCGCCAAAAUGGGUCACGGAAGCUCGCGAGCCGACGCGUCCGACGACUCCUCCGGCGAUGGCCACGCUCGCCACCAUCACUCCCGCUUCUCCCGGUUCCGGCGGCGCUUCCGGACCAACCGACACGACCACGGCUCCGACCCCCCGCUCGUCAAGAACCUCGCCGCCGACGAUUUCGCAGGGAUCGCCCGCAUCGAGAUCAUCAGCGCGGAGAUGCAGUUCAAGGAUCGGUGGUUCGCCUGCUUGUCGUUGGGAGAGCGUACGUACCGCACGGAGACCUCAGAUCACACUGAGAAGCCCAUCUGGAGAUCAGAAAAGAAACUUGUGUUGGAAAAAGAUGGACCGACUAUUGCUCGUAUAUCAGUAAUUGAGACAAAUAGGUUAUCCAAGAAUAAUCUCGUUGGAUACUGUGAAAUCAAUCUCUUGGAAGUGCUAAGUCAAGAAUCAGAGAACAACAUUGAAGAACUUAGCCUCUUAGACCCAUCUUCAUCAAGUACAACAGUGGGUAGUAUAUCUAUUUUGUGUUAUGUUGAGGAUCCAAUUGAAACAGAAAAAUUCUUCGCACGUCGUAUCUUAUCUGUUGUGGAUUUGAACGGAGAUGGCAAACUAUCAUAUUCUGAAUUUGCCGAAUUGAUCAAUGCAUUUGGCAAUCAAGUGGCUGCUAUCAAGACGGAAGAUCUUUUCAAGCAAGCAGACAAGAAUGGUGAUGGUGUAGUUGACUUGGAUGAGUUAGCAACACUGAUAGCUGUUCAACAAGAAAAUGAACCACUGAUCAAUAACUGCCCUGUAUGUGGUGAGAGUCUUGGAAAGCUUGACAAGUUGAAUGAUAUGAUCCAUAUGACAUUAUGCUUUGAUGAGGGAACUGGAAAUCAGGUUAUGACUGGUGGAUUUCUAACAGAUAAGGAAGCAUCUUAUGGGUGGAUAUUCAAACUUAGUGAGUGGGCCCAUGUUUCAUCAUAUGACAUUGGUCUGCGUUCUGGAUCCAGUGCCUCACAUAUUUUGGUUGUUGAUCGAAGAACAAAGGGAUUGGUUGAAGAAAUAAUAGAUGGAAAGAUAGUUCUGUCCAUGAGAGCAAUAUAUCAAUCAAAAGUAGGCUUGACACUUAUAAAUACAGGAGUUAAGGACCUCUUACAAAACAUCUCAGAGAAGCAGGGGAAGCGGAUGAAUUCACAUGAAUCUGCCAAAGACAUACCAAAGUUCAUUGAAUUCUUUAAAGGUCAACUUAAAAUGGAUGAGGCCAAGUAUCCAAUUGAAUAUUUCAAGACCUUUAACGAGUUCUUUAUACGAGAGUUGAAGCCUGGUGCAAGACCAAUCGCUUACCCUGAACGUGAUGACAUUGCUAUCUGUGCAGCUGAUUGCCGCCUGAUGGCUUUUAAUUCUGCUAAUGAGAGUUUAAGGUUUUGGAUUAAGGGCCGAAAGUUCUCUAUUCAAGGCCUUCUAGGGAAGGAUACAUGCUCUAGUGCCUUUGUUGAUGGAUCUUUAGUGAUUUUUCGACUGGCUCCACAGGAUUACCAUCGUUUCCAUGUUCCUGUCUCUGGUACAAUUGAAAGUUUUGUUGAUAUUCCAGGAUAUUUAUAUACAGUAUGUACAUAUGUUCAUUUCUCAAGUCAAAAUAACUUCCUCUUCUAUUUUAGCUUUAUCUCUUUUAAGGUUAGGCUUUUAAUAAACAGUAUAUACAUGUUUUCUUUUAUCCUGUCAAAAUAUCUUCCUCUAAUUUCUUUAGCUUUUGUCUCUUUUAACCUUAUCAUUAAGAACUGUUUGAUCCUAAUUUGUGAUUUUCUGAUGAAGGUGAACCCAAUUGCUGUAAACAGUAAGUACUGUAAUGUUUUCACCGAGAACAAACGAGUUGUAUCUAUCAUCUCAACCUCAGAAUUUGGGAAGGUGGCAUUUGUUGCAAUUGGAGCUACAAUGGUAGGAAGCAUUACCUUUACAAAGAAUGAGGGUGACUAUGUCCAUAAAGGAGAUGAGUUUGGGUAUUUUUCAUUUGGUGGAAGCACUGUGAUAUGUGUCUUCGAAAAGGACGCCAUUCAGAUAGACGAGGACCUUCUUUCAAACAGUGAAAGAUCACUCGAGACUCUAGUUUCUGUAGGUAUGAGAUUAGGCAUCUCCAAAAGGUCCGGAAGAACAGAUGAACCGCCAAAUAUGGAAACAUGCAAGUUAGAAGCAUGAAGGUGCGUACGCUGCGGAAGACUACAAUGUUGUGUUUGACAUCGCUUCUCUUUAACAUAAGUGAUUUUUAAAACAAGUGUAUGAAAAUAAUUACAUGUUUGUUAAUAUGUUUGGUUGCAUAAAGCUGCAUUAACUUCAAAAAUAUUGAUUCUAAAAGUAAUCUUUUCACGAA